Molecule: messenger RNA, 2117 nt
Organism: Papaver somniferum (opium poppy)
Lineage: Eukaryota; Viridiplantae; Streptophyta; Magnoliopsida; Ranunculales; Papaveraceae
Product: riboflavin biosynthesis protein PYRR, chloroplastic-like
Exons: 9
Coding region: 114-1880 (588 amino acids)
Biological process (GO): riboflavin biosynthetic process
Molecular function (GO): diaminohydroxyphosphoribosylaminopyrimidine deaminase activity; NADP binding; 5-amino-6-(5-phosphoribosylamino)uracil reductase activity
Source: RefSeq, a predicted model, not a curated record
CUUUAAAGAAAUCACAGGAUACCACUAAACAAUGAUACCCAUUAAAUAUAAAAAUUGAUUAUUUUGAGAAACCGAAAUGAGAAAGUGAAGUUCUAUCACCAAAAAUCUCUCUAAUGGCGUUUUCUAUAAUGGGUGCUGCUUUUCAAACCCCAAUUAUCUGCAACAUCAAAAACAAUUACAAUAACAAUAGUAGUUAUUCACUUGAAGCUAAUCAUAUUCGAAGAGCAGCAGAAAUUGCUGAUAAAUCUGCUGGAUUUACAUCACCACAUCCAAACUUUGGAUGUGUAAUUGCAAAGGGUGUGAAUAUAGUUGGAGAAGGGUUUUUAUACGCACAAGGUACUAAAUGUGCUGAAUUACAAGCAGUUGAAGCAGCUAGAGAAUUAUCUAAUGGUGCUACUGCUUAUCUUAAUAUGGAACCUGGUGAUUGUCAUGGUGAUCAAACUGCUGUUUCUGCCCUAAUUAAGGCAGGAAUCUCAAGAGUUGUUCUGGGAAUCAGACAUCCAUUAAAGCAUCUUCGAGGCAAUGCUAUACGUUCAUUAAGAAGUGAAGGAGUUCAGGUUGAUGUUCUUGGAGAGGACUUGCAGAGUCAAUCAAUUGAGGAAGCUUUGAAAUCAUGUUUCCUGGUGAAUGCUCCUUUACUCUACAGAGCUGCUUCCCGAGUUCCCUUCUCUGUUCUCAAGUAUGCUAUGACCCUUGAUGGAAAAAUUGCAGCUAGUAGUGGACAUGCAUGGUGGAUCAGCAGCAAAGAAUCUAGGCAUCGGGUAUUUGAAAUUCGAGGCAGAUGUGAUGCCAUAAUUGUAGGAGGAAAUACCGUCCGCCGCGAUGAUCCGAAGCUAACAGCAAGACAUGGAGGCGGGCAUACGCCUGUAAGGAUAGUUAUGUCACAAACUCUUAAUCUUCCCGAGGUUGGGAACCUUUGGGAUGUCUCCGAGGUACGCACUAUAGUUGCGACACAGAGGGGUGCAAGAAAGAGUUUCCAGAAAUUACUUGCUUCUAAAGGAGUUGAAGUGGUCGAGUUUGACAUUUUAAACACAAGGAGUGUCAUGGAAUAUUGCUAUGAUCGUGGAUAUCUGUCAGUUUUGUGGGAAUGCGGAGGGACUUUAGCUGCUUCUGCUAUAUCUUCUGGUUGUGUACACAAGGUUUAUGCAUUUGUUGCUCCCAAAAUCAUUGGUGGAAAAAAUGCUCCAACUCCUGUUGGUGAACUUGGAAUGGUUGAGAUGUCACAAGCACUGAACUUGAUCGAUGUUUCCUUUGAGCAGAUUGGUCCGGACAUGCUUGUUACUGGAUUUCUUCAGCCCAUUCCAGACUUGACACCUGUAAUCCCUUCGAUUGACGAAACUUCAGCAAUUGAUCCAAGUUUCACUCCCUACGAAGCAAGCAUCAAAUUCUUCUACAAGACAUGGGACCCUUAUGGAGCUUUCUCAAACUUCUCUGCUCAUCCUUUACAAAUGCCUGAUGGAAAUGGAGGUUAUUUGACAUGGCCAAGUGUUGAGCAUUAUUAUCAGGCACACAAAUUUGCUGGUGUUGAUGAUCUAGUGGCAAAAGAUUGUGUUGAACAAAUAAAAUCUGCAAAGAGCCCCGAAGAAGCUGCACGUAUUGGAAGGGCUCUUCAAAGGAAACAUCCUAAUUUGGUGAGAUCUGAUUGGGACACUGCGAAAAUUGAGGUUAUGUACAGAGCUCUGAAAUGCAAGUUUUCUAUCUACCCUCAUUUGAAUUCGAUGUUACUGUCCACGGAAGGAUCUGUUCUUGUUGAAGCCUCACCGCAUGAUCUUUUUUGGGGUGGAGGACGGGAGGGAGAAGGCCUAAAUUACCUCGGCCGGUUGUUAAUGCAGUUGAGAUCAGAGUUCUUGGGAGAGCCUUCAACAUCAAUUUCACAGUAAAAAUAUUUUAACACACCAGGAUGAUGGUGUUACAAUAACAAUUUUGAAUAUGAAACUUCGAGCAACUUGUUCCAGAUGUCCAAGUCUGCAAUUCUUGGCUCCUUUUCUUUAACCCGACUGGCGAGAGAUGUGGUUGUCAUUAAGGCUGUUAUACAUUUUGUGAAAGAAAAUCCAAAAUAUUAAAAACAUGGAAAUUGCAACAAAGAAAGGGUGUUAUGUCCGAAAUUACAAGUAAAA